CCUUUUGCUUUUCUGUUCAGGACGCUCCGGGAGGAUCUUCUCUGCAAGGGCUGUGUGGGAGACAUCCGCAGGGAGAGAACACCCUUUUGGGACGUACUGGUUGGGGCAAGGCUUAUGCUGCAGGUUUUACUCAGGAGCAAGAACACCACCGAGGCAGAAGAAUGGAGCGCCUGGCCUCCUUCAGUAAUGACCCUUUUGAUAAGCCUCCGUGCCGAGGUUGCUCUUCGUACCUCACGGAGCCCUAUGUUAAGUGUGCUGAGUGUGGGCCUCCUCCCUUCCUCCUGUGUUUGCAGUGUUUCACACGAGGAUUUGAAUACAAGAAACAUCAGAGUGAUCACACUUACGAGAUAAUGACUUCUGAUUUCCCUGUCUUGGAUCCUAACUGGACAGCUCAAGAGGAAAUGGCUCUCCUGGAAGCUGUGAUGGACUGUGGAUUUGGAAACUGGCAGGACGUAGCGAACCAGAUGUGUACCAAAUCCAAGGAGGAGUGCGAGAAACAUUAUAUGAAACACUUUAUCAACAAUCCCUUGUUUGCAUCCACAUUACUGAACCUGAAGCAGGCGGAGGAGGCGCAGCACAACGAAACAGCCAUUCCUUUCCACCCUGCUGAUGAUCCCCCACGGCCUACUUUUGAUUCCUUGCUCUCCAGGGAUAUGGCUGGGUACAUGCCAGCGAGAGCAGACUUUGUUGAGGAGUUUGACAACUAUGCUGAAUGGGAUUUGAGAGAUAUUGAUUUUGUAGAAGAUGAUUCAGACAUUUUGCAUGCUCUGAAGAUUGCAGUUGUAGAUAUCUAUCAUUCCAGGUUAAAGGAAAGACAGAGAAGAAAAAAAAUUAUCAGAGAUCAUGGCCUAAUCAACCUCAGAAAAUUCCAGAUUUUGGAAAGACGAUAUCCAAAGGAGGUUCAGGACCUUUAUGAAACAAUGCGACGAUUUGCACGAAUCCUCGGACCUGUAGAGCAUGAUAAGUUCAUUGAAAGCCACGCAUUGGAAUUUGAGCUGCGAAGGGAAAUAAAGCGCCUACAGGAAUACAGAGCUGCAGGAAUCACCAAUUUCUGUAGUGCCAGAACAUACGAUCACCUCAAGAAGACGAGGGACGAGGAACACCUGAAGCGCACGAUGCUGUCGGAGGUGCUGCAGUACAUCCAGGACAGCAGCGCCUGCCAGCAGUGGCUCAGUCGACAAGCCGAUAUAGAUUCCGGCCUGACUCCCACGGUACCAGUUCCCUCAAAUUCAGGUAGACGGAGUGCCCCACCGCUGAACCUCACGGGUCUCCCGGGGACAGAGAAACUCAACGAGAAGGAGAAGGAGCUCUGUCAGAUGGUGAGGUUGGUCCCUGGAGCCUAUUUAGAAUAUAAAGCUGCUUUAGUGAACGAGUGUAACAAACAGGGAGGCCUGAGACUAGCGCAGGCUAGAGCACUCAUCAAGAUCGAUGUGAACAAAACCAGGAAAAUCUAUGACUUCCUUAUCAGAGAAGGGUACAUCACGAAAGCCUGAGGACAGACACGGGCGCGUUGGCUGGAGCAGACAGAUGUGGAGAAGCUUUGAAGUCGCUUUGACAGCGCUGAAAGAUUUUAACAGUGUUGAAUGAAGGACAUUUCCUUUUGUUUAAAAUCUUUGGGGGCUUUUUUUUUUGGGGGUUUUUUUUUUUUUUUUUGUAAAAACAAGUAGGGAGCUUUGUUAAAUUGUGUGAAUACUGACAUUUCUUUGUCUGGUUUCCUUUCGACUCUGCUGUUUAACACUGCUGUUGUCAGAAUUACGCUGCCAUGUAGCGCUGGAAAGAAUCAUACGCCAUCUAAGCUAGACUUAAAUGUGAAUGGGCAUUUAUUUCUAACACCUCCUGUAACUAAAAAGGGAAUCACGGUACUUUUAUGCUGACAGUGACACAGAAUAAGGACAGAAGAGCAGCACGCAGCGAGAGUGACACUUUGACUUUGUGCGAAUACAGGGGUAUAGAAAUGCAGUCCCCUCCCUUGUACUCCCUCCUAAAACAGCGGCAGCUUUCAAAGGAGAUAGCACAUGCCUGAGGGUAUAAAAAUAGAGUUUGCAGUGGUCCACUCUUUUUAACUUAAUUGUGAUAAAGGAUGGGAAAGGACAUUGCAGGGAAGCUCCUCAACAGUUGUUACUUUUAUGUGAUAUUAGCACAUAUCACAGCAUGAGAGCACUCUACAAACCAAUAAGCUUCAUCUCCUUGCUACUGGAUUUGUGAUAGUCAAGUUCUCUGUAAUCCCUCAGUUUAAGUCUUCGGUGCUCCGGCUCGUUGGAAAGGCUGGAUGUUACAACCAGAGCAGCCUUUUGGAACACAAAGAAAGACUCUCUGUACCCUGACCUUCUCUCACAGAGAUAACAAGCAAAGAGCACCACAAACUGCCCAGAGCACACACUUCAGCCCUCCUGCUCGUGGGGCCUCUCAGCUUAACCGCGUCGGCGGCGACUUACCCAGUUGACCAACAAAGCAACAACGAGGUGCAACAGGUCGCUACACACGCACAAUGUCACGCCGGAUGACCCAUCGUGGGGUUUCAGAACAAAACCUUUGUAUUGGAAAACACAGCCGGAUGAUGGAGAUGGUUCUUUUCAGAUGCAGCUUGGCGUGGAUCACCAGACAGUAAAGUCUUCAUCAAACAGCUUCCAUUGCUAAUGUAUAACGCCGAAAUAACGUCCCAUAUGUAACCUGACAGCCAAAGCAGGUGGGAUGGUGGGUGCUCUCCAGUUGGGGAUCUCGUGGGAGAGCUACAGCUAUACCAAUACCUACUUAAGGGGGUUAGAUUUGGGUGGUUUUUUUUUCCCCCAGAGUAAUUAUCCUGUGUACCUGAGGUGCUACUGAAUGUGAAGUAUUUUGAUUUAUAAUAAAAUCAAAAUGGCUUGAAACAAUCGUACAUUCGCGUUCCUGGACUCUGAGUGGGACUGUAAAGGUCACGCAGCUGCCUGUAUCUGUAUCCAUCAGCUUCCAGCCAUGAGAGAGAGAUAAAUGCCCAACAGCGGCUGUAUGGAUGCGACCACUAAAUUACCUAGAAAAUAUCACUAUUUAAAGAAGAGCAGCAGUAAUAAACCACAUGUUGAAGAUUAAAGUCUGUAGCAGUUGAGACUGUAUAGACUGGGAAUGCCAAGGGAAGGGACAAAGUGAGCUGUAAAUCCUUGGGAAUGUUUUUUCCCUGUUGUCUUUUAACAUUAACCAAACAGCUGAACUACCUUUUCCUCUUGCCUGGUCUCCUGUGCUGCAACUUGUACCAAAAAAAAAAAGCAGCAGAUGAGUCAAAUACACGGAGAUUGGCGACAUCCUGCCCAAACUUCAGCGACCUUCCUUCACCCCAGAGUGACCCAGAGAGGACUGUGAGCAUGACCUGCUUUGGGCACUGCGAAAUAAUUUGCCCAUCUGGAAAAUGUCGGGGGGGAAAAAAAAAUCUCCGGAAAGGUGAGAACUGUGAUAAACUGCUCAGGAGGGGAACCAGAAAAGAGGCUUUUCUUUUCCAAGGUUUCCCCCUUUCACAGGGCAUCUCCCAAGCAGGGAACAGGCCCCCAGCACGCCUGUGCUGCCGUCAGCCUCUGCUGCUCCUGCUGCCUUUAAUUGCCAGGCCCUACCGCCAUGUCC
This is a messenger RNA of Athene cunicularia (burrowing owl), 3588 nucleotides long. It is a transcript of the gene TADA2A, whose product is annotated as transcriptional adaptor 2A. Gene Ontology annotation, cellular component: SAGA-type complex; nucleus. The transcript has 16 exons. Gene Ontology annotation, biological process: regulation of transcription by RNA polymerase II; chromatin remodeling. NCBI's taxonomy places the organism in Eukaryota, Metazoa, Chordata, Aves, Strigiformes, Strigidae. Gene Ontology annotation, molecular function: protein binding; zinc ion binding; chromatin binding. Bases 162 to 1493 code for a protein of 443 amino acids. The record is from RefSeq and is a predicted model, not a curated record.